AUGGCUUUGACCAACACUCUUCGCAGAGCUGCUUCAAGAGUUGCUCCUUUGGCUGCUCGAGCUUUCCAAGGUGGAGCCCCAAUCUGUAACAAAUUCCACACCUCCUCCUCCUCCUCUGCCCUCUUCGCCGCCGUCAACUGCCGCAUCAGUCUUUCCGGCACUUUCUUCAAGUGCUCAUCCCCAUCGGCCCUUCGACACUUCUCUGCUCGUUCCUCUUCAGACCAGAACCUCAUCAAAGUACUUGAGGAUGAGAUUCGUUUCGCGGAAGAAUCCGACGAGAACCUCAAAAAUUCUGACGCGGUUGAGCAGAUCACGGACAAUUUUCCAUUCAAACUUGAAGACAACCCAGGACAGCAAACUGUUACCCUGAAGAGGGAGUAUCAGGGUGAACAAAUUAUCGUUGAAGUUCAUAUGCCUAGCGCUGUCACAGGGGAAUAUGACGAUGAGGAUAGGGAGGAUAGGGAUGAUGAUAACAACGGAGCGGAGCCUCACCAGCUUCCUCUUGUCGUUAGGAUAUCAAAGAAAGAUGGCCCUUGUUUGGAGUUUGGUUGUACAGCCGGAUCUGAUGAGAUAUUGAUCGAUAGCUUGUCUGUGAAGGACCCAAAUAGUCCCGAAGACCAAAUAGCCUAUGAAGGACCGGAUUUCAGCGACUUGGAUGAGAACUUGCAGAAGGCUUUCAAGAAGUACUUGGAGAUAAGGGGAGUCAAGCCUAGUACAACAAACUAUAUGCUUGAGUACAUGGUCAACAAAGACAGUAGGGAGUACCAUUUGUGGCUGAAGAAUCUCAAGAAAUUUGUAGAAGCAUAG
Molecule: messenger RNA, 807 nt
Organism: Oldenlandia corymbosa var. corymbosa
Lineage: Eukaryota; Viridiplantae; Streptophyta; Magnoliopsida; Gentianales; Rubiaceae
Source: the annotation of a GenBank genome assembly